Scleropages formosus (Asian bonytongue) is the source of this 1113-nucleotide messenger RNA. It is a transcript of the gene ascl1a, whose product is annotated as achaete-scute family bHLH transcription factor 1a. The transcript has 2 exons. Lineage: Eukaryota; Metazoa; Chordata; Actinopteri; Osteoglossiformes; Osteoglossidae. Gene Ontology annotation, cellular component: RNA polymerase II transcription regulator complex. Gene Ontology annotation, molecular function: DNA-binding transcription factor activity, RNA polymerase II-specific; RNA polymerase II transcription regulatory region sequence-specific DNA binding; protein dimerization activity. Bases 167 to 745 code for a protein of 192 amino acids. Gene Ontology annotation, biological process: sensory organ development; positive regulation of transcription by RNA polymerase II; neuron differentiation. The record is from RefSeq and is a predicted model, not a curated record.
GCGCACGUUGACCCACACGCGAACGCCACGAGCUCGGCGCACUUCCUCCGACGAGCCAAGCAAGCAGCGCCGCGACCGUGCCCCCUCUUCACUUUCUCUUUCUCUCUCGCCCCCGUCCCGUCACCCGUGCACUCACUCACUGCCAGCGGACAUCAGUGCCAAGAUCAUGGAGAUAAGUGUGAGCCAGCAGCAGUUCCUGCCACCUGCGUGUUUCUUCACGGCCGCCGCGCAAAGCAUCCAGCUGAGCCCCACGGACAGCGCGUGCAGCGGCAAGUCCGCCUCCAAGCCGGCCAAGAGGCAGCGCUCCUCCUCCCCCGAGCUGCUGCGCUGCAAGAGGCGCCUCAACUUCGCGGGCUUCGGCUACAGUCUGCCGCAGCAGCAGCCGCACGCCGUGGCGCGGCGCAACGAGCGGGAGCGCAACCGGGUCAAGCUGGUCAACAACGGCUUCGCCACGCUGCGGGAGCACGUGCCCAACGGCGCCGCCAACAAGAAGAUGAGCAAAGUGGAGACGCUGCGCUCGGCCGUGGAGUACAUCCGCGCUCUGCAGCAGCUGCUGGACGAGCACGACGCCGUGAGCGCCGCCUUCCAGUCCGGAGUGCUCUCUCCCGCCAUGUCGCAGAACUACUGCAACGACAUGAACUCGAUGGCCGGCUCCCCCGUGUCCUCGUACUCCUCGGACGAAGGAUCGUACAACCCACUGAGUCCCGAAGAGCAGGAGCUCCUGGACUUCACCAGCUGGUUCUGAGGUGCAUGCCUCGCCUAGCCUAGGCUUCACCAGGUAAGGGGUGAAUUGGGAAGAGAAUAACCGUCGGCGUGCGCCUGGAGGUGCCAUCGCGCAGAGGAGCCCAAACAGCCUCCGCGGACACGAGCCCACGCGCGGGAAAAGAGCUCUCCGGGAGCUCCCGACUCCUCUCCUGCCCUCGUGCUCGAACGACGAGUGCCAAAAGGCAAAACAAAAACAAACAAACAGACAAAAAAAGGCGCACUAACCACUGACAGCGUGGGAACUUCAGCCCCCGCGCGCACGCUCGCCCACGAACACGACGCUAAAAAGAGACUUCUUUCGAAACAACGGCACGCAAACACUAUAGAAACGCUCUCAAACUAUGCUAA